AUGUUCUCCGCUCCAAAGGAUUUAUCGGCCUCUGGCCGAGGUGCUGCUCUGGCGUCAGCCAGCAGCAAUGACUACCGUAUUGUGCUACCUCGUCUUCCUACCGGUAAGCUGGUUGUGGACUCUGUUUUCCUGCAUGCUGACUUAGCUGGUCGACCGUACAGAGCCCAAGACUUCAGAGACGCCCUUCGGAAUGUUAUUGACCUAAAGGAAAUAAGUUCCAUUGGCCAAUUUCAGAUGUCGCACGUGUGGAUGGUGACGUGCAAGUCACCAAUGACAAAAUCAAAUCUAGUCACGUGCGGGGAUUCAUCAGUGAAAGGAAGACGCUGCAUCGUCAUGGACCCUGAGCCCACGGAAGUAAAAAUGAAGCUUUUAUGGCUACCUGAGCGUUUGGAAGACGCCUACAUUCGAGAUUCACUCCAGGCAUACGGGAAAGUGACAUCUAUAUCAGCAGAAAGCUGGAGAGUAUCGGAGAUGGAAGAAAUGCGUACUUUAAAUCGUGACGUGGUGCUGUCUCUUGCUGACGGAGUAGGUGUGGGUGACGUUCCACAUCUCCUACCUGUCUGUGGAGUGCAGAGCCUUGUACUGAUUUCAGGCAGACCCCCGCUUUGUCUCCGCUGUAACAAGGUUGGCCACAUUCGUCGCAACUGCAGAACUCCACGUUGUGAAGACUGCCGGCGCUUUGGCCACACAGCUGAAGAAUGUGUGGUAACAUACGCCGACAAGUUACGACAUAGGACACGACCUCCUGAUGAAUGCGUGCAAGAACACAUAAUGGACGCCACAGAGGUUCUCGACGCGACCGGAGAUGUUCCUUCUGCCGCGGAGACCAGUUGUGCCGGCAAGUCUCGUCUAGAUGUAAAAGACAAUGUCAGCGCACAACCGCCCAAGGACAAGGAAGGUAGCAAAGCGACCGAUGAUCAGUCCAAGCAACAGUGCAAUGAGGCGCCCGUAAUCACACGGCCAGUUCCUGCCCAGCAAGCUAAAGAGGCAGCCGAAAAUGAACCAUCUGCUUCACCCAAGCUUCUCGACACGUGCCCUGUGCUGGUAGAGGACAGACGAAGCAUGGCAACGUACGACCUGCUGUUCGUGGACUGUGACCACUGCAGGAUCUUCAAAAGCCCGCAUAGCACCAAAUGCUUUAUUUCGGUGCGAGAAGCCUCCCUCCGGCACGGCGUGCCCCAGCAUUGCCACUUCCUCUACGAUCUGCUCUGCGGCACAAGGUCCAAGCACCAGGUCUCGGACUCCAGCUGCCUGGACGGUGGUGCGAAGAUGGGUUAA
Molecule: messenger RNA, 1278 nt
Organism: Dermacentor silvarum
Lineage: Eukaryota; Metazoa; Arthropoda; Arachnida; Ixodida; Ixodidae
Exons: 3
Coding region: 1-1278 (425 amino acids)
Molecular function (GO): zinc ion binding; nucleic acid binding
Source: RefSeq, a predicted model, not a curated record